UCUAUAUCAACCCUGAUCCAUUCAUUCACAUUCAGUCUUUGUUUUCGAGUCGUAGGAAAGCGGGAUUAGAAACGAGAGAUGCUUUCGCUAGUGCGUCGGAGACUUCUCUCCACGACGACGAGCACGAGCGUCGCUGCUGCUGCUGCUGCUGCCACGACUCGCGCGAUGGCGCACACGAAAGCUGCUGCCGCUGCUCCUCCUGUGGCUCUGCCGCGAGGAUUCGGCUGGACGUCGCAGCAAGCGGCAGUCGAGGCACUGCUGCCAGAAGGGCUGGUGGACACUCUCAAUGCAAAUCGUGCUAGUGCUCUUGGUGUUGCUCAAGACCAGCAACAACCAUCCGCGCGGACAAAGCCGGAGGGAGUGUCGAUGGAGGACUGGGUUCAGGGCGAACAGCAGCGUGUGGCAGACCGCGCUCGUGCUCGCGUCAAGACCCAACUGCUCGCCGAUACGACGCUCACACAGCUCAGCCAAGGCUGGGAGAAGAUUAAGGCCCUCGCAGACACAGAGCUACACAUUUACAACCUGUUGUUUGGUGUCAAUCCGCCGUAUCCCGGUGCCUUUUUCGACUUGCCCAACGAAGUCGUGACUCGUCGCCUCAAGUAUCUGUUCCCCACCAUGCUCAAGCCACCACAAGUCGACGCGAGCUCUCGUCGCCCACAUCACGGCAUGAAGAAUCAACUCACAGACCGACCCACGUCGCUGGCCCACUUCACCGGCCAACCCGCUAUUAACGACAAGCUCUUCGAAUUGGACGCCAUCUACGAUCGGUUGUCGCGCGACGCAUAUCCGCCAGUGCGAGCUGCGCAGCAUCUGCAUGCAUUCACCGGAUCGAUGCUUUCGGCAAACAUGUUUGCAGUGGAGGGAGCGCGUGCCUUGGAUGGGGCAAAGCUUCCGAGCCGGCAGAAUGAAAACUGCAUGGACGAAGUCGUGUUUCGCGCAGCGCUCGAUAUCGACCGCGUGCUGACGCCGGCCUUGAACGACACUGUUCUCGGCAUUCCGCAGCUCUUGCAAGCACACCUGGACAGCCUCGCCGCCGCAGAAAAGCCCGCAGACGCCACCCCUGCCUCUCUUCUGUACCAGCUCUUCCUGGCGCCCUCUGCCCUUCCAGGCAAUGCGCACCAAGUGACCAUCCUUCGCGGACUCGUUAUCGAACAGCUUCGUGUGCGUCAAAGCGACAGGAGUGUCCGAGCAGGACACAACCCGUUCGUUGUGCUCGAUCGUGGAACGCUCGUGCCCGUGACCUUUACCGACGCAUCAGCAGGCUCGGAAGAGCCCAAGCUUUUGAGAAUCACUGACGAGGUGCUGCUCGGCACGGCAGAGUCGUCCGUGCUCCCUUGCGAGCCGACGCUUUACGACGUCCUGAUGGCGGUCGCCCACCGCGCUGCCCUGCUGUUCCCGUCCUUUGAGGCCUUCCCUUCCAUCACACAUGACGGCAAGCUCACUUACGAGGCUGCACGAUGGCACGUGGCAACACACCUCGGCGAAGAGGGUGCUCGCGCGUUCGACCACGUUGUCGACCAGAUUUCCCUCGCUGUGCCCUUCGGGCCCCGCGACGGCUCGUGGCAAGAACCCGCCGCAGAGUAUCGGGCUUUAGCUGCCACCGGCGCCGCGGGCGUGCCUUCGACCAGCUUGCUUCAGCGUAUCGCUUCUGCCACACCACACAGCGUCCUUGUUCGCGCCCGCCCGCGCACACCCACCACCGGCUGGCUCCGACGAGAGGCGCUCGAGCAGCAGCUGUCGAUGCCGCUGAGCAUGGCCAUGCACCGUCGUGUCACUCUCCGCCUGACCAAGAUUGCUCGGCUCCCCAACGGCCACAUUGUCUCCAACUACCUCAACGACCAUCGUGAGAGUCGCCGUGCCUCCUCCGCUCGUGCCGGCGAGCGCAAGGCACACCCGGGCAACAGCGUGGUCACGUCUGGUCGCCGCAAGGCUUCCGUGGCUGUGGUGCGCCUCACGCGCUCUGCCAACGUCGACGGCACCAUCACCGUCAACGGCCAACCGCUCGGCAAGUACUUUAACGUCCCUGUUCCCAUCCGAACAGCCAUCCUGCCGCUCGAGCUCACGGGCACGCUGGGCUUUUUCAAUGUGAACGCUACCGUCAAGGGUGGCGGCCUCACUGGCCAUGCCGGCGCCAUCCGCGAGGGCAUCAUGCAGGGCAUCAUCCGAUUCUUCCCCGAGUUCCGUCCGCUGUUCCGCAAGACCGGUCUGCUGACCCUUGAUCGCCGCAAGGUCGAGUGCAAGAAGCCUGGUCGCAAGAAGGCCCGCCGUGCCUUCCAAUGGGUCAAGCGUUGAUCCAGCAAAAUUCGCAGCGCGUUUGUACUAUUUUGUUUUUGCCCCUCGCCCUUUUUCUCCUCUUUUUGUUAUUUUGUAAUGCAAAUAGCAAAUUGUUGCGCCUUCCACAAUCCGC
Capsaspora owczarzaki ATCC 30864 is the source of this 2407-nucleotide messenger RNA. RefSeq lists its product as hypothetical. Gene Ontology annotation, cellular component: mitochondrial small ribosomal subunit; ribosome. Bases 79 to 2292 code for a protein of 737 amino acids. The record is from RefSeq and is a predicted model, not a curated record. The transcript is spliced from 4 exons. NCBI's taxonomy places the organism in Eukaryota, Filasterea, Ministeriida, Capsasporidae. Gene Ontology annotation, molecular function: RNA binding; structural constituent of ribosome. Gene Ontology annotation, biological process: translation.